Monoraphidium neglectum is the source of this 3198-nucleotide messenger RNA. Its product is annotated as beta-D-galactosidase. Gene Ontology annotation, cellular component: beta-galactosidase complex. The transcript is spliced from 9 exons. Bases 1 to 3198 code for a protein of 1065 amino acids. Gene Ontology annotation, biological process: lactose catabolic process. NCBI's taxonomy places the organism in Eukaryota, Viridiplantae, Chlorophyta, Chlorophyceae, Sphaeropleales, Selenastraceae. The record is from RefSeq and is a predicted model, not a curated record. Gene Ontology annotation, molecular function: beta-galactosidase activity; carbohydrate binding.
AUGCACACCCGCAAGCAGAGGUGGUACGCGCGGGACGCCCAUUCCGUCGGCGACGACCAGCUGAUGGGCGCAGCCGCCACCCUCAAAUGGGACGCCCUCUCCGCCCUCGGCGCCCCCUCUCAUCCCGCCGCCGUCGCCGCGGCCGGCGCCGUGGCCAGCGCCGGAGCCGGGGGCGCGGGGACCGGCGGCGCAGGGGCCGGCGGCGCGGCGGCGAGCGGCGCGCGCGAGGGCCUGCGGCUGUGGAACGCGGAGGCCCCGGAUCACUACAUUUUGGUUGUUGAGCUGAGGGGAUCUGCUGGGGAGGCGCUUGAAUUCGAGGCCUGCCAGGUCGGCUUCCGCGCGGCGUGGGUCACGGGCGGCAGCCUGCUGCACAACGGCGCGCGCAUCCUCGUGCGCGGCGUGAACCGCCACGAGUGGCACUGCAUCAGGGGAAAGGCCCUAGAUGAGGCUCACAUGAUCCGUGACAUCACCCUAAUGAAGCGCGCCAACAUCAACGCGGUGCGGUGCUCCCACUACCCCAACGCAACGAGAUGGUACGAGCUGUGCACCAUGCUGGGGCUCUAUGUGGUGGACGAGGCCAACCUGGAGACCCACGGCUUCGACCCCCUGUUCCUGCACGACACAAACCACCCAGCGCACAACCCGACGUGGCUGCCCGCCAUACUCGAGCGCGGCGCGCGGAUGUACGACCGGGACAAGAACCACCCCUGCGUGCUGAUGUGGUCCCUGGGCAACGAGGCCGGCUACGGCCCCGCGCACGACGCGAUGGCAGCAUGGCUGCGGCGCCGCGACCCCACGCGGCUCGUGCAUUACGAGGGCGGCGGCUCGCGCCACACCGCGACGGACGUGAUCUGCCCUAUGUACCCGCGACUGCCGCAGCUCCGGGCCCUCGCCGCCGCCGCGGACGCGGCGCGCGACCCGCGGCCGAUCAUCCUGUGCGAGUACGCGCACAGCAUGGGCAACAGCACCGGGAACCUGCGGGAGUACUGGCAGGCGUUCGAGUCCUGGCCGCGGCUGCAGGGUGGCUUCAUCUGGGACUGGGCGGACCAGGCGCUGCGAAAGACAGAGGUCGGGCCAGACGGAGAGGAGGUCACCUUCUGGGCCGUCGGCGGCGACUUUGGCGACACCCCAAACGACGCCCAGUUCUGCUGCAACGGCCUCGUCUUCCCGGACCGCACCCCCCACCCCGCGUACAGCGAGGCCGCGGCCUGCAUGGCGCCGGUCGGCUUCUCCCUCACGCCCGGCGGCGGCGGCGGCGGCGGCGGCGGCGGCGACUCGGGGCCGGCGCAGUGGGAGGAGCGGCGCCCGGGGCACGUCGAGCGAGAGAUUGAAGUGUUUGUCAAAAAUAAGCACUCCUUUGUCUUCACUUACUUUCUGGCUUUCGAAUGGAGGCUCCUGCUGCUCGGCCGGCCGGUCGGGGCGUCCGGCCCGCGCGUGGGCGGCGACGGCGAGGUCGGCUGGGCGGCGCUGCCGCCGCUGGCGGUGGCGCCGGGCGCGGAGGGCCGCGUGCAGCUGCCGCUGACGCGGCGGGAGGUCGCCGGGCAGCUGCUCGCCGCGGCGCAGGCGGCCGCGGAUGGAGGGGCAGCUGCGCUGAAGCUUCCGGUGGUGCCUGAGGACGGGCUGGUCGAGGUGCGGGCGCUGCUGACAUCAGACACCCCCUGGGCGCCAAAAGGCCACGUCGUCGCGCUGACUCAGCUGCAGCCGCUGGAUGCGACGUCUCUGCCGCCCCCGCGGCCCGGCGCGGUCGCCGCCGCGCUCCGCGCCGCGGCCGCGGCCGCCGCCGAGGGCGAUGGCAAGGCGCGGCAGCUGCGCGUGGAGCGGACGGCCGGCGGGGGCAUGGCCAUCGAUGGUCCCGACGGGCUGCGUGUUCGCGUCUCCGGUGCGACCGGCUGCAUCACCGCCCUGUCCCUCGGCGGCCGCCGCCUGCUGGCGGCCCCGCUGGAGCCCUGCUUUUACCGCGCCCCCACGGACAACGACCGCGGCGGCGCAGGCGGCACCAGCUACCUCGCGCGCUGGGUGGCGGCCGGGCUAGACCGGAUGGCGGCGGCUGGGCCCGCGGACAUCUCGGUGCGCCUAGAGGCGGCGCCGGGCGGCAGCGGCGGCGGCGGCGGCGGCGGCGGGGAGGUGGCGGUAGUUGAGAGCUCGUUCGUCAUGCGGCCCGCCGCGCUCCCAGCGGAAGCAGGGGUCGGCGGCGGCGGCGGCGGCGGCGGCGGGGCGGAGGUGGCAGGCGCGGGCGUGGGGGAGGUUGGCGGCGCGCAUUGGAUGGCGAUGGCGGGGAUCGAGGCGGCGCUGGAGGGCGCUGACAUCAGCGCCCCCGCCGCGGCAGCGCCCUCGGAAGCCGAGGGGCAAGCGGGGCCGGAGGGGGAGGUGGCGGUGUCUGCAACGUACAGGGUGCACGCCAGCGGCCUCGUCGAGACGGAGUGGCGCGUCGACGCGUCCCGCGCGCUGCCCGCCCGUCUCGCGCCGGGCCUGAGGGCGUCGCUGCCCCGCGUCGGGCUGCGCGCGGGGGCGGCGUUCGGGCGGAGCGCGCGGGUGCGGUGGCUCGGGCGCGGGCCGCACGAGUGCUACCCGGACAGGAAGCUCUCGGCGGCGCUGCGUCAGCACGAGAGGCACGUGGGCGCCCUGUAUGUGCCCUAUGUCUACCCCCAGGAAAAUGGCGGCCGAACAGACACCUCUUGGCUCACCAUCAGCGGCGGCCCCGGCCCCGCCCUCGCCUUUGUCUGCACCUCCAACGCCGCCGCCAGCGGCCCCGCGGCCGCGGCGCCGGGCGCGCGGGCGGCGCGGCCGGCGCUGGCGCUGUUCACCGUGGCGCGCCACGGGUGGCGGGCAGUGCAGGAGGCGAGGCGGCCGUACCGGCUUGACGAAUGCGAGCGCGCCGCAGCAGCAGCAGAAGCCGCCGCCAGAGCAGCCGGCGCAGCAGCAGCAGCAGCAGCUGCGGCGGCGGCGCCGGAGUCCCCCAGCGCCGUUGCAGACGCAAGUGGCGGCGCAGCGGCGGCCGUGGAAGGCGACGCGCCGCCCGACGCGCCGCCCGAUGAGCCGGCCAUGCUGCAUGUGCACCUGGAUGCGGCGCACAUGGGGGUCGGCGGGGACGACUCGUGGAGCCCGUCGGUGCACGACGCCUAUUUGGUGCCCCCGGGGGAGUACUCGUUUGGCGUUGCCCUGCUCCCACUGCCACUGCCCGGCCCCCGCGGCACAUGA